Messenger RNA from Periophthalmus magnuspinnatus, 2230 nucleotides. It is a transcript of the gene fnta, whose product is annotated as farnesyltransferase, CAAX box, alpha. Gene Ontology annotation, molecular function: protein farnesyltransferase activity; CAAX-protein geranylgeranyltransferase activity. The transcript has 9 exons. Gene Ontology annotation, cellular component: CAAX-protein geranylgeranyltransferase complex; cytoplasm; protein farnesyltransferase complex. Bases 53 to 1150 code for a protein of 365 amino acids. Gene Ontology annotation, biological process: protein geranylgeranylation; protein farnesylation. The record is from RefSeq and is a predicted model, not a curated record. Lineage: Eukaryota; Metazoa; Chordata; Actinopteri; Gobiiformes; Gobiidae.
AGUGUCGGAAGUGCAGUGGAUCAGGCUAAAGACUACCGCUAACUAAUCAGAAAUGUCGGGGUUAGAAGAAAUUACAAACGAAUCAGCGGCAAUAAAAGAAGACCAGGACAUCGGUGGAGAUGAAGAAGACCAGUCCGAUGAGGAGUAUUUGGACCCGACUCGAUACGUGUUUUACAGGGACAGGAAAGAGUGGGCAGAUCUAGAGCCUGUUCCCCAAGAUGAUGGUCCAAAUCCGGUGGUGAAAAUAGCCUAUUCUGACAAGUUCUCAGAUGUUUAUGAUUAUUUCCGAGCGCUGCUGAAGAAAGAUGAGAGGAGUGAGCGAGCAUUGGCUUUGACUUCAGACGCCAUUGACCUGAACGCUGCCAACUACACAGUCUGGCAUUUCAGGCGAGUGCUGCUACAAGCUUUAGGGAUAGACCUGAGGGAGGAGAUGAGGUACAUCACUGCCAUCAUCGAGGAGCAGCCCAAGAACUACCAAGUCUGGCAUCACAGGCGGUUGGUGGUGGAGUGGCUGAAUGAUCCAUCUGAGGAGCUGGAGUUUAUUGCUGAAAUUCUUAGUCAGGACGCCAAGAACUACCAUGCUUGGCAACACCGGCAGUGGGUCAUCCAGGAGUACAAACUGUGGGAGCACGAGCUGUCAUAUGUGGAGAGUUUGUUGGAGGAAGAUGUCAGAAACAACUCAGCCUGGAACCAGCGGCACUUUGUUAUUUCUCACACCACCGGCUUCUCCGACCCAGCUGUCAUACAGAGAGAGAUAGACUAUUGUUUGACCCAAAUCAAGAAGGCUCCUCACAAUGAAAGUGUCUGGAAUUAUUUAAAAGGGAUGCUUCAGGACCACGGUCUGUGCUCUCAGCCCGGCCUUAUGGAUCGCAUCCUGGAGUUAAAGGAGAGUCACUGUUCUCCGUAUCUGCUCGCUUUCCUGUUCGACUGCUAUGAAGACACCAUAGAAACCAGCAGCCAAUCAGAGACAGAGGAGCGGGCAGAUGCGCUAAGGAAGGCCCUGGAGAUUUGUGACCUUUUAGCGACAAAGAAGGACACGAUACGUAAAGAGUACUGGCUGUUUCUGGGACGUUCUUUAAAAAACAAAUAUGGAGUCGCGGAUGUGAAUGGAGAGUCAGUUCGAUCUUCUGAGCUUCAGGAGCAGAGCUAAAACUAAAAUCACACUGAAAUGUUUUCUCUGAGCUGUGUGGUACGAGUCAGUUUCAAUUGGCCUGGUUUACGCAGAAAGAUUUCCUCCUACUUGAAAUGCUAAACUAAGGAUAAGUUGGACAUUAAUUUUUCCCAUUUUUUAAACAAAUAUCAUACAUUACUUGUAUUGUUGGCCUGUAAACAUGGUCUUGAGAACCGUUGCUUUGGAAUUUCUAAAAUGUUUCAGGACUUAAAAUCAUGCCCAAUUAAAAACAGGCAUCAUUUCAUAGUCUUAGUUCUCCCUAUACACUGAUCUGGUGCAUAUUGCCACCUACUGGCAGCAGGUUAAAUUACCAUGGCAAAUUAAACUAAGUAAUGAGGAUCAUAUAUGGACAUGUUCAUGUAAGGAGGAGCAGUAUUCAAUAUUUCAACAAUAUUCUAACAUGGUUAAAACUUCAAAAAUGCAGGGACAAUUGCACAAAAGGUAUAACAAAAUAAAGAUCCAUUUUUUAUUAGUCUAAUCCUAACUAUUGUGUAAUAUAAACAGGAGUUGGCCCUUGUUGAUGUAAUGAUUGCUAGGUAACAGUUAUGGAAUUACUGAAAACAAAUGAUACUCAAAUGGAUAUAUGGAGUGGAAGGAGAUCACAUAGCUUAUAAUUACCUUUGAACUGGGUAAAGGCAGGUACAGUUAUGAAGCAUUUUGUCUGGUGUCGAAUACAUUGCCAAUAUCCUUAUCGCAUUUGCUUUUUAUCAACAUGAUAUACAUUUUAGGCCAUAUUGCCUUUUCCUCAUUGCGCAUAAAUAAUGUUAUGUCACACUGCAUAUGGUUAGCACUUUGGUGGCUACUCCCACAAAUGAUAUUUUUUAGACUGUAUUGCUGUUUUGAAUCUCUCUAUAUUCUCUCUAUAUUGACUCGUACCACACCACACCACUGAAAACGUCCCUGUUUGUGACUGUAUUGGUAUCAUGUAUAGUUGUUAUUGAAAUGAGUUGCAGAGGAGAAAUUAACCUUGCGCUUUUCUCUCAUUUUGUUGGAUAAUGUAAUAAUGUCCCUUUUAUCUAUGGCACUAAAAUGUGGAAUAAAACUAAACACAUUUGUGAA